AAUGACGACUAUUGGAAACUAUAAGCUAAUAAAAAAAAUCGGAACAGGAGGCUUUUCAAAGGUAAUGCUUGCAGAAGAAGUCUCUACUGGCCAAAAAGUAGCUCUAAAACUGAUGAAAAACUCUGACACUAGACAAGGAAUUCACCGUAAAAACCUGUUUGAAAGCGAAGUUGCAGUUCUGAAGGAACUAGAUAGCGAGAACAUAUUAAAACUCAAGGAUAGUGAUGUCAGUGCUCCUGUUACAAAUACAUUGGGAAAAGUAGUAGACUUAAGCUACAUUGCACUGGAAUAUGCUCAGAAUGGCGAAUUAUUUGACUAUGUUGCCAAUGGAGAAAAAUUCAGCGAACGAACAACUAGGUUCUUCUUUCACCAGAUUGUAGACACUCUGAAGUACAUGCAUUCGAAAGGAUACUCCCAUAGAGACAUCAAGCCUGAGAAUAUCCUCUUCGGCAGUGACUUCACUUUGAAGUUUGCCGAUUUUGGGUUUUCAACCAAAAAGGACAUCUGUUCUCAAAGAAGGGGCACUUUUGGUUAUAUGGCUCCUGAGGUGUUAGCGAAUGAAGCUCAUGAUCCUAAGAAGGCUGAUAUAUUCUCUGCAGCUGUGAUCUUGUUCAUCAUGACAACAAAGCACUGUCCAUUUAUCAAAGCAGACCCGAACGAUAAAUAUUACAAAUUACUCAUUAAAGGUGACAUUGAACAGUUUUGGACACUGCACGAAAACUCGAAUGGAGAAUCUAAACAAUUCUCUGAAGACUUCAAGGACUUGAUGACUGGGAUGCUCAGCUUUGAUCCCUCUGAGAGGUUCUCCCUUGAAGACAUCCAGAAUCAUUCCUGGUACAACGGACCGGUUGCAAAGAAGGAAGAUAUUGAAUUUGAAUUCAGACUUCGGAAGAAGGCUCUGGCAGGAAGUGACGAAACAUCCGGUCAAAAAGAAGAGAAUAAGGAUUGAGUGACGGCUAACAAAAAUUCUGAUAUUUCUGAUGAGUCAGAAGAAUCCACUAAAUCUAGAGAUGUCGAGAUGACCAGCAGCGAGUCUGAAGACUUAGUCACAAACUACAUCACUGUGCCAGAUGGAGAUAUACUAGUUGAUGUAGUGGUCUGGUACUGCACGUCAAAAAAUUACUCUUAUGUAAAAUCUCCUAACUUCUAUCGUGUCAACAUUGAAGUAGGUGAACACCAUAAUAAAGCAGAGAUACAGGUGAACAUUCUGAAGAAGAAGAAAGAUGGCAAGCGGGCCGUUGAGUUUAAGACUCUUUCUGGUUCGAAGUGUUUAACUUCAGCUGUCUUCACCGAUUUUCAAAAAUUUACCAAAACUCAUGGAACUGAGUUCUCUAAUUAAAAUACUUUUAUUGAUUAAAUACUUGCUUAA
Moneuplotes crassus is the source of this 1369-nucleotide messenger RNA. Lineage: Eukaryota; Ciliophora; Spirotrichea; Euplotida; Euplotidae. The record is from the annotation of a GenBank genome assembly.